Molecule: messenger RNA, 7779 nt
Organism: Cherax quadricarinatus
Lineage: Eukaryota; Metazoa; Arthropoda; Malacostraca; Decapoda; Parastacidae
Product: zinc finger protein 84-like
Biological process (GO): regulation of transcription by RNA polymerase II
Molecular function (GO): RNA polymerase II cis-regulatory region sequence-specific DNA binding; DNA-binding transcription factor activity
Source: RefSeq, a predicted model, not a curated record
CCAAACAAUGGCACUCAAAGAAAAUUAAUACAUUGCUUCAGAAUCACAAGUGAUAUUUUGUCGCCUCAAAAUACUAGCGACCUUCUAAGUGGUGAAAUUUUUGAAGGAAGAAAUCUUACUAAAUCUCUAAGCAAAUUACACACGUAUCUGGAAGAAGAAAAAGAAGAAAUCUCACAGAAGCAACAUAAAAGUGACAACACAUUAACAAGGGCAGCUGUGGAAAGGAGAAUAAACCUCAAAAAAUAACUGCUUGUGUACUUAAGUGGGUGUUAUACCUCCAGUGAAGUAUAGUGCCACCCAUAUUACAUCUACACCCUGUAUAGGCCUACAUCUACACUCUGUAUAGGCCGACAUCUACGCCUUCAAUAGGCCAGAAGGAAAAGAAAGUUUGGCUCUGGAAUACUUCAUAUUUUCAAGGUUCCACUCGUCAUCUUUUGCCAGAAUGCGUUUGUAUGUGUUCCUGAGCAUGAUGUAACUCUUGGAUCCUGUCAUCCUCGGUGGCUCCUGUCAUCCUUGGUGGCUCCUGUCAUCCUCAGCAGCUCCUGUCAUCCUUGGUGGCUCCUGUCAUCCUCGGCGGCUCCUGUCAUCCUUGGUGGCUCCUGUCACCCUUGGAGGCUCCUGUCAUCCUCGGUGGCUCCUGUCAUCCUUGGCGGCUCCUGUCAUCCUCGGCGGCUCUUGCCACCCUUGGCGGCUCCUGUCAUCCUCGGCGGCUCCUGUCAUCCUCGGCAGCUCCUGUCACCCUCGGCGGCUCCUUUCAUCCUCGGCGGCUCCUGUCAUCCUUGGCGGCUUCUGUCACCCUCGGAGGCUCUUGUCACCCUUGGAGGCUCCUGUCAUCCUUGGCGGCUCCUGUCAUCCUUGGCGGCUCCUGUCACCCUCGGAGGCUCCUGUCAUCCUCAGAGGCUCCUGCCAUCCUCGGUGGCUCCUGUCAUCCUCGGCGGCUCCUGUCAUCCUUGGUGGCUCCUGUCACCCUCGGAGGCUCCUGUCAUCCUCGGUGGCUCCUGUCAUCCUUGGCAGCUCCUGUCACCCUCGGAGGCUCUUGUCCUCGACGGAUCCUGUCGUCCUCGGCGACUCCUGUCCAUUUCUUAAAUAUUUAUUUUAUCUCUGCACUGAAUUUCACUCUGGCAGCACAGAUCAGGAUUGUGCUAAAGUAUCAGUACUGGUGGUAAGCAGCUAAUUUUGAUUGUACGUAUUGGCUUAAACCAGAUUGUCGGAUCAAUAUUGAUUGGUAUCGGCCAAUUUUGUUGGCAUCGGUACCAGUAUUGGUAAGUAUGUGUUAAUUUUUGUGGUAUAGUCAUCAGCCUAAGAUUAAGUAUUGAUAUGCUAAGUACCAGCAAAAAUUUUAAUAUUGCUCCAUUUCUAUUUCAAAUUAUUUUUUUUUCAUGUCCCUCAGAAAUCAUUAUUAUAAAAAUAGUCAAUAUAUAUAUAAAAAUAACAUUGUUAUAUAUGCAUAUAUGCAGCUUCACUGUUCACUUCUACAUAUACUUGUGCAAGUCCAAUCAUACCAAAGAAUUUUCAGCAUAGUGUAUUUAUAAACAUAAUGUUAUGUUAUUCAGUGUCAGUUUAGGUUAUUAUGUCGCCAAAUUUUGUUCAGUAGAUCUUAUAAUUUGUAUACAAGAGUAACCAUUUUGGUGCUUUGUUUGUUGAAGACAGUGCAUGUAAAAAAAAUUUAAUGAAUGCGAAGAAAAAGUUAAUGCUUAAAAGAUAUUGCAUUGUUUAACAACUGAAAAAUACUCUUCUGCAUUAUGUUCUAGCACUCUGCUAAUUUAUCUUAUCAUGAGUACUCUUAGUGUUAUGCAUUCUUCAGAAAAGACUAUAUUAGAGAGAAGUACGAAAGUUUAUGCAGUUGAUAAAUCAUAUAAGUGUUCAAGAUGUCUAAAAGAAUUUAAAUAUAAAUAUGAUUUAGUAGCACAUAUGAAGGCUCAUUCGGCAGAGAAAUCUAAUCAGUGUUCAAAGUUAAUUGCAGACUUUUCACAGAAAUAUAAUUUAGCAACACAUAAGAAAACUCAUACAAAAGAGAAGUCAUAUCAGUGUAUUGAGUGCCCAAAAGUCUUUCCAUAUAAAUCUCAUUUGACUUUACAUAUGAGAGUUCAUACAGGAGAGAAACCAUACCACUGUUCAGUGUGUCUAAAAGCCUUUUCUCACAAAUUUAAUUUAGCAACGCACAUGAAAAUUCACACUGGAGAACGAUCAUGCCAGUGUUUAGUGUGUCUGGAAGAAUUUACGACAAAGUCUCAUCUUGCAUUACAUACAAGAAAAGUUCAUACUGGAGAAAAACCAUAUCAGUGUUUAGAAUGUUCAAAAAGCUUUUUAAUUAAACCUUCUUUAGUAAGACAUAUGAAAACUCAUAUGGGAGACAAACCUUAUCAGUGCUCAGAGUGCAUGAAAGCCUUUAGGCAAAAAAAUCACUUAGAAAUGCACAUGAGAAUUCAUACAGGAGAAAAACCAUUUAAAUGUGCAGAGUGUAUAAAAUGCUUUAAACAAAAAUCUGAAUUAGUGGCACACACUAGAGUACAUACUGGGGAGAAGCCUUAUGUUUGUACUGAGUGUCUGAAAGGCUUCAAAUUUAAACCGUCCCUUGGAAAACACAUGAAAACUCAUGCAGGGAUAAAACCGUAUCAGUGUUCAGAGUGUAUGAGAGCAUUUUUGCAAAAAUCUCAUUUAGAAACACACAUGAGAAUUCAUACUGGAGAAAAACCAUAUCAGUGUUUAGUGUGUGUGAAAAACUUUAAAAGAAAAUCUGAGCUUGCAGUACAUAGCAGAGUUCAUACGGGAGAAAAGCCAUAUCAGUGCCCUGUUUGCCUGAAAGACUUCAAAUUUAAGCAUUCUCUUGCAACGCAUAUGAGAAUUCAUACUGGUGAGAAACCUUUCCAGUGUCGUGAGUGUCUGAAAAACUUUAAACAGAAAUCUCAUCUUGUGCAACAUAUGAGCAAAAUUCAUAGAGUGGAUAUUAUAUCAGUUUUCAGUGUUUGACUGACUUUUCAGUUUAAUUUUUUUAAUCAUUAUUUUUUUUUAUUAACACAUCAUCCGUCUCCCACCAAAGCAGGGUGGCCCGAAAAAGAAAAACUUUCAUCAUUCACUCCAUCACUGUCUUGCCAGAGGCACGCUUACACUACAGUUAUAAAACUGCAACAUUAACACCCCUCCUUCAGAGUGCAGACACUAUACUUCCCAUCUCCAGGACUCAAGUCCAACCUGCCGGAUUCCCUGAAUCCCUUGAUAAAUGUUACUUUGCUCACACUCCAACAGCAUGUCAAGUCCUAGAAACCAUUUGUCUCCAUUCGCUCCUAUCUAACAUGCUCACGCAUGCUUGCUGGAAGUCCAAGCCCCUUGCACACAAAACCUCCUUUACCCCCUCCCUCCAAGCUUUCCCAGGCCGACCCCUACCCUGCCUUCCCUCCACUACAGAUUUAUACACUCUCGAAGUCAUUCUAUUUCCUUCCAACCUCUCUACAUGUCCGAAUCACCUCAACAACCCCUCCUCAGCCCCCUGGAUAAUAGUUUUGGUAAUCCCACACCUCCUCCUAAUUUCCAAACUAUGAAUUCUCUGCAUUACAUUCACACCACACAUUGCUCUCAGACGUGACAUCUCCACUGCCUCCAGCCUUUCCUUGUUGCAACAUUCACCACCCAUGUUUCACACCCAUAUAAGAGCGCUGGUAUAACUAUACUCUCAUACAUUCCCCUCUUUGCUUCCAUGGACAAAGUUCUUUGUCUCCACAGACUCCUAAGUGCACCACUUGCCUUUUUCGCCUCAUCAGUUCUAUGAUUCACCUCAUCUUUCGGUGACCCAUCUGCUGACAUGCCCACUCCUAAAUAUCUGAAUAUGUUCACCUCUAUACUCUCUCCCUCCAGUCUGAUGUCCAAUCUUUCGUCACCUAAUUUUUUUGUUAUCCCCAUCACCUUACUCUUUCCUAUAUUCACUUUUCAUUUUCUUCUUUUACAUACCCUUCCAAACUCAUCCACCAAUCUCUGCAACUUCUCUUCAUAAUCUCCCAAAAGCACAGUGUCAUCAGCAAAGAGCAACUGUGACAACUCCCACUUUGUGUUAGAUUCUUUAUCUUUUAACCCCAAACCUCUUGUGAACACCUGAACAUUCACUUCUCUUACAACUCCAUCUAUAAAUAUAUUGAACAACCAUGGUGACAUCACACAUCCUUGUCUAAGGCCGGCUUUUACUGGGAAAUAAUCUCCCUCUCUCCUACAUACUCUGGCCUGAGCCUCACUAUUCUCAGGUUAGGUUCUGGGCUACUGCUGUAAAGUGAUCUUAUCCCUUUUUUCACUUUCAUACGCAUAUAAAAGCCUGAUAACAUGUUUACACUAAGUGAGCAAUAGAGCUAGGCCUAUAAAGUGCAUAUACGGUAUGCACAUUACAUACCUUAGAAUAUUUUCAUACUUAGCUUGUAGUGAGCGAUGAAUAUAUUUAUUGUAGGAAGUUUGAGUAAUUGAAGAAUGAGUGUAACUGAGAAAAUACUGUAUGAGCGAAACGCUGUAAAGCGAAGCACUGUAAAGCGAAGCACUGUAAAGCGAAGCACUGUAAAGCGAAGCACUGUAAAGCGGGGCCAGCCUGAGCUGUAUUUGAUGAUUUUCUCAUUGAAAUUACAUUAUGCAAGUCAUAGGAAAUAUUUUCUUACAGAAGAGGAACUUACUAAUGCUUACAGUGUCUUACAACUUUUUUUAAAAUGAGUUAUUCAGAGUUUCACUUAAGUCCAUGUAGUAAUUUUUCUGUGCUUGGGUUCCAUGAAUCAUGUUAGGUAGUAACACACUGGCUGUCUCCCACCAAGGUAGGAUGACCUGAAAAAGAAACACUUUCACCAUCAUUCACACUAUCACUGUCGUGACAGAGACGUACAGAUACGAUGCAUUAUCUGUCAAAGUUACAAGCUUAAAUAAAAGAACUGAAUGAAGCAAGAAUAUGAAUGGAUUAAAAAUGAAUUUAGCCUAAAAUAGUAUUUUAAGUUAACAAAGUAAGGAACCCAGAACAUUUUAAAUUUAAAAGGUGAAUAAUUUUCAAAAGUAACAUGCCUUUUUGUUUAAAAAAAAAGGUGUCAUUAGAUUAUUCCCAUUUUGUGUUUAGGUUGAGGCAAUAUGUAAAUGCUAAUACCCUCAAGGGAGGUGCCUUGAUGCUAGCAAGGAAUUUAUAUUCAGGGUAUUUAGGCUAUUUUCACUGUGAUACUGAACAUUCCGUGAUUGAUCAUCUUUGUAGUUACUGUAAAAGUUUUCAGAUGAUCGAUGACCACUGCUUAGAAACCUUCCCACAUAUGACAUAGGCCUGGAAACACAAGGAUUCUUUUGCAAUUAGACUGGUGGGGAUAACCAGGUUUGAUCUGAGGAAGGGUAGGGUAGCUCCAGUUCUUUGAAUUGUCAUAAUAUGAUACCUAUAUUGGCUAAUUUUUCUUAGAGAUGUGACAGUGAAUGAGUAAAUAUUUUUGAGAUGUGUACUAUAUUUCAUGGCUUAUUAGACACAUUUCCCCCCCCCUCCCCCCAUGAAAUGUCUCCAAAAACCACCAUGCGUCCUAUAAACUGAAGGUCAGUGACGGGAGCUAUAAAUUUGAGGUGUGGGGUGGGCUGUAGCUCCCCCAGUUGCAUCCAAUGCUGAGCCAUUGAAACUAAAUCAAGUCUUAUAAGCCGUGAAAUAUGGUAUGUUUGAAUAUUCAACAUGUCUGUUUCAUUCAAUCGGCAGAGUUAUACAAGACAAACGACAUUGGUUAUGUAAUUAUUAUAAUUUGUAAAUAAUUCAUAUGAUUUCCUCACUUCUUUAGUGCUAUUCUCGUGGUUUUAAAUUAUUUUUGACAAAUUACUCUAAUAAAAUAUAAUGUAGGAUGGUUUAGAAAGCAAAUGAUAAUAGUUAUAUUUAUAUGAUGUGCCUUGUAGGUCAGUUUUACCAUCUUGGCAAGUUAGACAAAUACUGUUUUGCAAAACAAAGUAAGUUUGUAUUUAUUUUUACUACAAAAGUUUGUCUGAACAUCUCCAAAUUCAUACACAUUUCAUUGAGGUUAGAUAUUUGACCUUCAGAUAACUGCCAUUCAGAAUACAGUGUGCAUUUUGCUCCAAAUUAUCAUGAGCUAACAAAGGUCAUAGGUUGAUAAGGAUUGCAGUAGUUAAAAAAAAUUCCACAUUCAGAGUUACAUUCUAGUGAUUAUUUUUCUUCAGAGGAAAGGGGAAAAUAAGAUAGUCGUUGUCUUAUGAUCUAUCCAACUUACGACCAUCUGCACUUAUAACCAUGAAUAUUUGUAUGCCUGGCAGCAUAAAUGAGGCUGUAUGAUAGCGAUUCUGUAUUUUAUUUCAAUUUUGAUUUUAUAUUUUAAUUGUAAUUUUAAGCCAGUUGUAAUGUACACAUGUUUAAAUUAAACCAUUCCUAAGAUAAAAAAAGUUUAAAGAAACAAGUUGAUAUAAAGAUUAUGAAAUUUAUAAUUACAAUAUUUGUCCGACUUUUGUCCAGUUCAACUUACUACUGGCUGGUCAGAACCUAACCUGGUCGUAAGUCAACGACUAUGUGUAGAUCCAUGAGAAGUAACCUGAUUAACCAUAAGCUCCCUGAACUAACAAGGGGUGCUUGUGGAUAACCUCAUUAAGGAAUGGACUAGGCAUUUUGGUAAGGUUCAAGUGAAUUGUAAUUUGGAAAGACAGUGGGUGCAGAGCAAAUAUUUAUUAUAGAUUACAUUUUGCUCUGCGUUGAGCUUUGUCAAAUCUGUGACUUGAUAAAACUUUGCCCAGAGCAACCAAACAUAACCAGGUUAAAAUUUACAUACUAUACAACUUAUUGCUGUAUAGCCCUUGUGGUUUAGCGCUUCUUUUUUAUUAUAAUAAUAAUAAUAAUAAUAUACAACUUAUUAAUUUGUCUGUUUUCCUUGGGAUGCGCAUUCUUCAGUGAGCCCCAGUAUUUAGGGGAAGAUUUGCCUGGUUUGAGUGACACUGCAGUAACAGCCUGGUUGAUCAGGCUCUGAUCCACCAGGAGGCCUGGUCACAGACCGGACCGCGGGGGCGUUGACCCCCCGGAACUCUCUCCAGGUAAACUCCAGGCAUCAAAAUGUAUGAUUAAUAUAGGAGGGCCCUGCUUAUUCAGUACACUCUUUUUGGUGUUCCACAUUUUCAUUGGCUGCCCAAAACGCCUCGGCAUGAUAGUGGCUUUCUUUGCUUCAGUCAUAUUAUGAUAUGUAAACACACAAAGAAAUAAAUUUGUAUUAUUUAUUUAUUAUUAUUCAGUUGAGCCAUUGUUCAUUAUGUUUGGUGCUUUUACAAUUUUUCUGUCAUUUUUUCACAUCAUUUGCAUAAGGGAAGGGCAGUUGGCACCAUAUUUAAAGGUAAGCAUUGUAUGUACUAUGUACAUGUAUUUGUGUAAACUCAUUAUCAGGCAUUUUAGAUGCAUUCAAUAAUGAAAAAACUUUUUCACCCGCUGGUGAUUUUCGCUUACCACACGGGGUCGGGAACCUAAGAGCCGUACAAACGGGGCCCUGCUCUAUGUGUAGUCUGUAAUGAAGAUAGACUCUGCACCAUGUCGUCUUUGUAUACAUGAACCACAAAGCGGUUGGGGAUUGAACCCAUGGAGGCGAGUCCUAUUAUUAUUAUAAUCGAAAGAAAUGCUAAACCCACGAGGGUCAUAGAGCACAGCAGUGAGUUUUAGGAAUCUCUUGCCAUGGGUUCAGUGCCUACCUGUUCCUUCAUUUAUUUUCUUUUGUGUUAUUACAAAUAGUAUACAUGUUGGCAAUGACCUCCAUCCUCCUCACAUGAAAUGUACUGUAAUUAACAAGCAUAUUUUAAGCUAUACCUUAUAGGGGCCAU